Molecule: messenger RNA, 1967 nt
Organism: Humulus lupulus (European hop)
Lineage: Eukaryota; Viridiplantae; Streptophyta; Magnoliopsida; Rosales; Cannabaceae
Product: sugar transport protein 5
Exons: 4
Coding region: 222-1748 (508 amino acids)
Biological process (GO): monosaccharide transmembrane transport
Cellular component (GO): membrane
Molecular function (GO): monosaccharide transmembrane transporter activity
Source: RefSeq, a predicted model, not a curated record
CCACUCUGUACUCUAAUCCUAAUCAUUUAAAGAGGGGUUGGUCGCUGGCAUGUACCGCUAAGCGUGAGACUCUGAGAGUAGAGAUUAGAGACUGAGAAGGUAGGAACCAAAAUGGAGUCCAAGCGAUCGUAAUUUAAUUAUAUAUAAAAAAAAGAGGGACGAUAAUAUAAAUAUAUACAAGGUAGAUUAUUAUUAGAUAUAGAUCAAAGGAAAGCACAAAAAUGGCUGGAGGAGUUCUUGUCGUCGACGUACCCGCUGGUGGCUUUCACGGCAAGGUAACGGCGUCAGUGGUGAUUACGUGCAUCGUUGCUGCCUCUAGUGGCCUCAUUUUUGGCUAUGACAUCGGAAUUUCAGGUGGAGUGACCACAAUGGGACCGUUUCUGAAGAAAUUUUUCCCAUCUGUACAAAGGAACGCAGCAGAAGCAAAAACAAACAUGUACUGCGUCUACGAUAGUCAAGCUUUGACAGCAUUCACAUCUUCACUUUACAUAGCUGGCUUAGCUGCAUCCCUAGUUGCAAGCCGCCUGACAGCAACCUUGGGCCGCCGGAAUAGCAUGGUUUUUGGCGGUUGCACCUUCUUUAUUGGAGCUGCAAUUAAUGGUGGUGCUGCUAAUAUCGCUAUGCUCAUAUUAGGCCGUAUCUUGCUCGGAUUCGGGGUUGGUUUCACUAACCAAGCGGCUCCUGUCUAUCUUUCGGAGGUAGCACCCCCGAAAUGGCGGGGGGCAUUCAACACAGGCUUUCAGUUCUUCAUUGGAAUCGGUGUGGUGGCGUCCAACUGCAUAAACUACGGCACAGCUCACCACAACUGGGGCUGGCGUCUAUCGCUAGGCCUUGCCAUGGUCCCGUCAGCCAUAAUGACAACCGGGGCCCUAAUGAUCUCCGACACGCCGAGCAGCUUGGUCGAGCGUGGCAAGCUACCUGAAGCCAAGCUCUCGCUGCUCAAGGCCAGAGGCAAAGACUCUGACGUGGAAGCUGAGCUGGCGGAGCUGGUCAAGUGCAGCGAAAUCGCCAAAGCAGCAGGGCGAGCGCCGUUCUUGACCAUAUUGGAGAGGCAGUACCGCCCUCACCUGGUGAUGGCGAUAGGGAUACCCUUCUUUCAACAGGUGACUGGGAUCAAUAUCAUUGCCUUCUAUGCACCUGUUCUCUUUAAGUCCGUUGGAUUUGGAAGCGACUCGGCUUUGAUCGCAGCCAUCAUACUUGGUUUGGUCAACCUUGGUUCCAUCCUCGUGUCUUCGUUUGUCGUAGAUCGGUACGGUCGGAGGUUUUUGUUCAUCGUUGGAGGGAUCCAAAUGUUUGUUUGUCAGGUGGCGGUGGCUGGCGUGCUAGCAGCUACGACGGGUGUUUCUGGGACGAAGCACAUAACGAAAGGGUAUGCCACACUAGUACUAGUGCUAAUGUGCAUGUACGCUGCUGGUUUUGGAUGGUCAUGGGGCCCUUUGAGCUGGCUCAUCCCUAGCGAAAUCUUUCCCAUGAAAAUUCGACCCACGGGCCAAAGCAUCAGCGUUGCAGUGAACUUCGGGACCACCUUUGUGUUGUCCCAAACCUUCUUAACAAUGUUGUGUCACUUCAAAUAUGGAACCUUCCUCUUCUACGCCGGUUGGAUCGCAGCCAUGACUGGUUUCGUAGCGCUUUUCUUACCGGAGACCAAAGGAAUCCCUUUGAACUCCAUGGGCGCUGUUUGGGAGCGCCAUUGGUACUGGGGUCGCUUUGUGAAAGAGCAACUCCAUUGUCAGGGGAAUUCUCAUUAAGAUAAUAUUAAUAUUGUUUUGUUUACUACUUGGCACUUGCGAUUUUUAUAUUGUUAAAUUGUUUGAAUAUGUAUUUGCUUUUAUUUAAUUACCUCAAAGUGAAACUAUUAGUGCAUGUAUCCAUAGCUAGUCUUUAUUGAUAAGUUAUCCAUACAUGUAUACAUAAGUUGAAGUUGAUCCAACAAAAAAAGUUACACUACAACAAAUAUAUGAUUUUUC